This is a messenger RNA of Plasmodium gallinaceum, 1302 nucleotides long. Its product is annotated as conserved Plasmodium protein, unknown function. The record is from RefSeq and is a predicted model, not a curated record. The coding region runs from base 1 to 1302 and encodes 433 amino acids. The transcript has a single exon. Lineage: Eukaryota; Apicomplexa; Aconoidasida; Haemosporida; Plasmodiidae.
AUGAAAAAUUUGGCAUCCUUUUUAUUUGAAAAAAUAACAAUUCCAGAUAUAAAUACUUUUAUAAUUUUAGAUAUAAUAAUAAAAAUAAUAAAAAGUAGAAAAAAUAAAAAGGAGAAAAUAAAGAAAGUCUUAUACUUAACAAAUAAAACUCUAACAGAUAUAUUCCCUCCUGACUUCAAUUUUAUUUUGAAUUUUCUAAAUUCAUCUCUUGAAUAUAAUAGGAAGUGGAAUAUACAGAAAAUAAAAGGUUACAAAAAUUUAAAUAAUGAAGAAAAUAAAAAUUAUUUUAAUUUUAAAAGUAAUUCUAAAAUAGAUAUAGAAGAGUUAAAGAGUAUAUUAAGAAAUAUACACAUAAAAUAUAUUCAUGAAGAAACACAUUUAAUGAAACUUUUGUAUAAGUUAAAUGAACAUAAAAAAUAUAAUUUAAUAAUUAUUAAUUUAGCUUUUUUUUUUGUUAAAGAUAAAAAAAAAAUUCAAAUACUUCUUGAAAAUAUAUCUUCCGAAUAUAAAAUAAAGAAAAAUACAAAUAUAAGUUUGAAUAAUACUAAUGACUACAUAAUUAUGAAUAAAAAUCAUUCAGAUACGCAAAUUGAAAAUGAAAUAUGUGAUAAUAUAUUUUUCAAGAAUGUUUUAAAUAUUCAUUUUCAUUAUUCUUUUUUUAUUAAUUUUUUUGAAUAUUUAAAUAAUUUAGAUGAUUUUUCUUUUAUUUUUAAUUCUAUAGAAAAAAAGGAAAAAAAAGAGAAAUCAAAUAACACAUCACAAAAAAAAUUAUUAGAAGAAGAUAUAAUUCAUUAUGAAGAAGAACUGAAAAAUAAAAGAAAAACUAAAAGAAGAAAAAUAAAUUAUUCUAAAAAAAUUUCUGAAACAACACAAAAUAAAAAUAUACUUGAUGAAGAAACUUUUGAUAAAAAAAUAAAAUUUAAAAAUAUGGACAAAAAUGAAUAUAAUGAUAGUAUAUAUAAUAUAAAUUAUUAUCACAAAAAUUAUAUCAAUUCAUUAAAUAGUAAAUAUCAUCCUUCUAUAAAGGAUAAUGGUAAUAUUUCAAAUUAUAAUUGCGAAAAUUCUUUAAAACACAAUUUUGACAAUUAUUUAAAAUUUAAUUCUGAUAUUUCCCUACAAGAUGGUUCUAACAAUUCUUUAAAAAAUAAUUCUAAUAAUUCCUUAAAACAAAAGAAAAAAUUGAAAAAUAAUUUAUAUAUCUAUGAUAUUAUUCCUAAUUCAGAAGUAUAUAAAAAAAUGUACUUUAAUAUAUUAUCAAUGAACUUUAAUUAUACAUAUUUAAUUUCCUGUAAUUUUUCUUAG